GAUAACGGAGGCCAUGUAAGGAAUAUCCUUUCUAUCCGGUCCAGCUCUGUGCUCUGAAUCCUCUGCAGUCUGCAUCAGCAAAGUGUCUCGGCAUCACUUCUCGUCCUUCCUGGCGUCAUGUGAAAGAGGGUUCACGGUGGUCUCUCUCGCCCUGGACCGGACCCUCCUUCUCUCCUCCCCCUCCCCACACUGUCGAGCUCCCUCGUCAGUGCCGACGUCCUCGCUCAGGUAGACCCGGUGGGGUGGUGUCCCUGUCCCCGCUGUCCCCGGUUUAUCCUGCAGCCUUCCUCGGCGUGCGGCGGAGCGGAGGAUGAGCGAGCAGGGGAAGGGCUCGGCGUCCGCCUCUGCCGCGGCCCCGGCACCAGGGUCGGACACCUACAAAGGCUGGCUCUUUAAAUGGACCAACUACCUGAAGGGGUACCAGCGGCGGUGGUUUGUGCUCAGCAAUGGCCUGCUUUCAUAUUACAGGACGCAGGCAGAGAUGGCCCAUACGUGUCGUGGAACAAUCAACCUGGCCACGGCGCACAUCGACACAGAGGACGCCUGCAACAUUGUUCUGAGCAGCGGCGGCCGCACGUACCACCUGAAGGCUAGCACGGAGGUGGAGCGACAGAGAUGGGUCACCGCGCUGGAGUUGGCCAAAGCUAAAGCCAUCCGCAUGAUGAACGAUCAGUCUGAUGACUCUGGGGACGAGGAGCCUACAUCCCAGUCGGACCGGAGCGAGAUUCAGGGCACCCUAAAGAUACUUGUCAGCAAGCUUGAUGACCUCAGCACAUGUAAUGACCUGAUCGCCAAGCAUGGGGCGGCCCUGCAGCGUUCCCUGAGUGAGCUCGAGGGUCUGAAAGUCCCUGUGGAGGGAGGGGAGAAGAUCAAGGCAGUCAAUGAGCGAGCCACACUCUUCCGCAUCACUUCCAAUGCUAUGAUCAAUGCGUGUCGAGACUUCUUGGACCUAGCAGAGACUCACAGUAGGAGAUGGCAGCGGGCGCUGCAGUAUGAGCGAGAGCAGCGUACCCACCUAGAGGAGACCAUUGAGCAGCUAGCCAAGCAGCAUAACAGCCUGGAGCGAGCGUGGAGAGAAGCACCCACGCUUGUUUCUACCGCACCUAGUGCCCCUACCACCAACAAGGGGAGUGAGAGGCUGCGCAAAGAAGAGGCAAGUGAUGAAGAUGAGGAUACUGAGUACUUUGAUGCCAUGGAGGAUUCCCCUGCAUUUAUCACAGUGACUGCCACUGAAAACACACAGCACAGGCGAUCUCAGAGUAAUUUGAGUGGAGCGAGCGGAGGUCAGCCCAGUGACUGGAACCAGGACGACCAUAUGUCUCCAAGCUAUAAUGAUGUGUCAGGGAAGGAGCUGCAGCCCCGCAGACAGAGGCGGACUCAUGUCCCAGACAAGCCCAACUACUCCCUCAAUUUGUGGAGCAUAAUGAAGAACUGUAUUGGCAAGGAGCUCUCCAAAAUUCCCAUGCCUGUAAACUUCAACGAGCCUCUGUCAAUGCUGCAGCGACUCACUGAAGACCUGGAGUACCAUGAGCUCCUGGACAAGGCGGCGCGCUGCGACUCCUCCCUGGAGCAGAUGUGCCUGGUCGCUGCCUUCUCCGUCUCGUCCUACUCCACCACGGUACACCGGACAGCCAAGCCCUUCAACCCCCUCCUGGGCGAGACCUACGAGCUCGAUCGCCUGGAGGACUUUGGUUACCGCUCGCUGUGUGAGCAGGUGAGCCAUCACCCUCCUGCAGCUGCACAUCAUGUGAUUUCCCAACGAGGCUGGACCCUGUGGCAGGAAAUCACCAUCGCCAGCAAGUUCCGUGGCAAAUACCUCUCCAUAAUGCCUCUGGGUGCCAUUCAUCUGCAGUUUCAAUCCAGCGGGAACCACUAUGUGUGGAGAAAGGUCACCUCCACAGUGCACAACAUCAUUGUGGGCAAAUUGUGGAUUGAUCAGUCGGGGGACAUUGAGAUUGUGAAUCACAGGACCAAGGAGACCUGCCAACUCAAGUUCUCUCCCUACAGUUAUUUCUCCAGGGACGUUCCACGAAAGGUGACAGGUGUGGUGGCAGACAGUGGGGGUCAGGCUCAUUACAUCCUCUCUGGCACAUGGGAUGAUAAAAUAGAGAGUGCCAAGAUCAUUCAGAGCUCCCGAGGUGGGAGUGGAUCAGAGGGCAAGCAGAAGACGGUCUAUCAGACGUUGUCCCCCAAACUGCUGUGGAAGAAAUAUCCUCUCCCGGAGAACGCUGAGAACAUGUACUACUUCUCAGCGCUGGCACUGACCCUGAAUGAGCAGGAGGAUGGAGUGGGACUGACCGACAGCCGGCUGAGACCAGACCAGAGGCUGAUGGAGGAAGGACGAUGGGAUGAGGCAAACUCAGAAAAACAGAGGCUAGAGGAGAAACAAAGAGCCGUGAGGAGGAGGAGGGAAGCGGAGGCCUCAGACGCUCUGGAUGACGAGUGUGAUUAUGACUCUGGCAGAGAAUACGAAGGCUACCAGCCGUUGUGGUUUCAACAAAGGAGGGACUCAGUCACUGGAGAGACAAACUUUGUGUACAAGGGAGGUUACUGGGAGGCGAAGGAGAGGCAGGACUGGAGCAUGUGUCCUGACAUCUUCUAACCCAGGAACUCAACCCGGAUCACUCCUAACCUCAUCGGACAGGGAACUGCUCUGCCUCUGGUCCUUAAACAAUGGGGCGUAGCUGGCUUAUGAGCACCAUGUGGACCUUUUGUGAGCAUGAGAAUGUGUAUGUUUCACACGCUCUCGGAUUACACUGUACCUCCAAAUGUGCACUCUCAUUCUGUUUUUACUAUGGGGGGAAAAAGAAGGGGCGUUCCCUGAGUAGUCCUCUUUGACACUAUACUGAAACAGGAGUGAUAUAAUGUGGGGAUAUGAGGUGGUGUUGGAGAAAAUAAAGGCACCUGCACACUUCUGAAAUCAGGUGCUCUAAAUCCUACUCACAAUGCACUUUUCUGUGUUCACCCCAUUUGAGAGUUUUACCAAUUAGACAGACACCCACAUCAAAGCAGCUCAUGCUUAUAGACUGACAACUAACAGGCACAUAGAAACAGAACAGUGCUGAAGGUUACAAGAAGUGUCCUCAUCCUCUGUUUUAUUCAGCACAACUUAAAUGAUGCUAGGCCUACUUUAUUAAUCUUAAAUCAGUUCCCUCUGUUUCUUCAUGGGAAUAUUUUCAAGUGCUCAUUAUUUGCCCCUUUUUUAUUAAAGAGGCUAAAGCCUGAAAAUGGUGUCUGGUGUCUAUUAGAUUUUAUUAUUAAUUAUGCAGAAAACAAAGUGUUCAAAAUUAAUUGUAUAAAUAAGACAUUCUGAAAAACACAUUUGUAUAAAUAACUACAGGCAAAAUAAGUAACAUGACCUUGUUUAAGACCUUGUUUCAUGCUGCUUGUUCCGUUUUAGUUUCACUCAGUUUUAUUUUAAUCCUGCAGUUUCUAUAAAUCAACUAUAAUUAUUUCAUUUCAUAAUGCUAUUUGGGAUGUAAGUCCUGAGACAAACAGGGAAGAGUCAGCUAUGAGUGGCGUAUGAAGUAAAACGGUCACUGGAAAAAAUGACAUUGUGAAAUAAAUACACACUUUGGAAAAGGGAUAUUUUUAAAAUAAGAACUGAAAGAAGUAAAACUGAUCUGGAAAUAAAUUAUCAGAAAUUAGCAUGUUGAAAUAACAUAAAAUAUCUUUUUUUAAAUGUAUUGGAUUACUUUACAAUUUUAUAGUUCUGUUUCAUAUUUUGUCUGCAUUUAUUAUUAUAACUCUUUCCUGUAUAAUAUCUCAUUUACUUAUUUAAUUUUCAACACUUUGGCUCUCCAUAAACAACAGCUUAACAUCUCUUUCUUAUACAGUAGAGGCUGAUUUAUCUGAACUGAUGACAGCAGUGCAGAAAUAUAUUUUACUUGUUGUGAAUGUUGGGAGUUUCCCUCUAGAUAUAUGAAAUGGCAGUCUUUUAAGUAGUCAAUUAGACUAUAGUCCAUGUAGAGAUAAUAUGACAGCUUGAGACAUUUAAUUUUUUGAAUAUAAAUUGCCUCUAAGCUUCAAUGCGUUUUAGUCAUCUAAACAUGCUUGAGACAUCUUCCAUUUGUGAUUCUGAUUAGUAAAAUUCUGCAGUAGUCAGUCCUUUAGUUGUGACACAUUAGUGCUACAGUACAACACUGAACAUCCAUGUCACUCUAAUAGGAACCUCCAUUAAAGAACUGAACAAGCACUUUUCACUGUGGUUGACCAUAGGUUAGUACAUAUCUCUGUGUUGAUGUUGAGAAAAUUUCACUCUGUACUUUUUACCUUGUCCUCUGGUGCUCUCCCAUAGCAACACAUACCGUAUCCUUGGUGACCAUUUCCAGUGACAUCAUUCUCAGUAAUCAUACAUAGUAUUAAGUCUGCACCAAAACACUGAGACAUUCAGUAAUUAAUUACCACCAAGUACAGUACAUCCAGGAACAUGUAGGUUUCUAUAAUGUGCAUUGCACUAGCUCCACAUCCUCCUUUACUCACGUUUCCAGUAGAACUACUGUACGUGAGACUAGAGCAGUUUCUCUGAGCGGUCCAGAGUGGCUUCAGCUGACAGGAGGUCAGAGGUUAUAGCAGCAGACAGGGCUGGUUCCUGUGGCUCACCACUGUGCAGUCAGCUCCAGCCACAGGGACUCCCGCAGCUGCCGCUCCUGGCUCAACACAGCCCACGUAUGUGUAGUCCUUUCAUUCAGUGUUUGUGGGCAUGCUGAUCUGGGAUCAGCUCACAAAGGUACCCUCAGUCUUUUGCCUUUAAUUGACUGAACAAGGGAGAGUCCCCGACCUGUGCACUACACGUCUCCGGUGACAAGAGUUUUGAAAACCAGUUAGUAUUUUUUUGUAAUUAUUGUUAGGAAUGUAGAAUUCAAGGCUGGAGGUAUUGUAUCUACCGUCUGGUCUAUUUGUGUGAAUAUUUUGUGAUAAAUGAAUGAUAUUGUAAAAUGAAGAAUAAUUAUACUAAUCUGAGUAUUAAGUUAUCUGUACAGCAUAGUUCAAAUCUGAAAAAAAAAAGACUGAAUGAGCCUGAAGGAUUUGCUGUAAUUUUAACUUUUAAUCCAGAUUGAUUCUGCAAAGAUGGAUGUUAACUCUGAGGCACCCUCAAUUUGGCUGCAGAUUUCUUGUUUUAUAUUUCCAAAAACUGUCUUAACACACUGAAAAUAUUUUUUUAUAGAGUCCUUGAUACUAGCACAUUAGCAACCGUGAUUCAGUGAUGAUUUCAUUGUUCAACACAUCUAACAGUUCCUCUGCUGUGCAGGCCAUAAAGAUCUAUCAAGUGCACUGGAAAAUAAAUAAACUCACAUAGAAUAAUCACAUAGGGAGAUUUUCAGUGUGAUAAUAUGAGCUGGUAAAAUGUUUAUCUGUGAGAUUGUUCGCCAGUGAAUUAAUAAUUUGAUCGUGAAGUUAAUGAUGAUUGAUGCUUCUUUUUGUUUUGCACAAAUAUGCUUCUGCUCUUUUUACAUAAAAUCUUUUAAUGCAUUUUUGAUUUGUGGUUGUCACGAGCACAGUUUGAUUAAUCACUAAAUCUCUUGUGCAGGAUGACAUGCUUAAAGAGAUUUUUGGAAAUGCAUGUAUGCUUUUUCUAGCUCAGAAGGCUGAUACCUCUCUAAUGUGUUUACAGUAAAUAUGAAGCUGGAGCCAGCAGCUGGGUAGCUUAGCUUUGUAUCAAGACUGGAAACAGGGAGAAACUGAUAGCCCUGGCGCUGUAACAAAAACUGCCAACCAGCACCUCUAAAGUCAUAAUUAUUACUGGGUUUUUACAAAUUACACGAACAAGAGCAUGUUUAUUAGUGAGCUUUAGAGAUGCUGGUAGGUGGAAUUUUCUACCUUCAGACAGAACCAGUCUAGCUGUUUCCCUUUGUAUCCAGUAUUUAAACUAAGCUAAGCUAACCGGCUGCUGGCUUUAACCUAAUGUUGAACAAACAAACAGGAGCGUGGUAUCAAUUUUUCAAAGUGUGUUUCCCAAAAUGUCUAUAACUAUUCCUCUGAUUUACUACUGCUCUGGUUCUCCUCUUGUCUUUCCACUCCACAUAGAUACAAACUAUUGGUAGAAGAGGUCGUGUCCACUUAAAAUCAUAUCAAGGGUGUCACAUAUAAGGAUGGACACUGUUUAAUCCUGUAUGGUCAUGCACAGUCGUGACACCUGAACGAACACAGAUCACCGCUGAAUGGUGGUGAAGAACGUUUAGUCUGUGAUUUCCUUUCUCAGUGAUCAAUUUGAGGUUACUAGAGAUUUACUUUAAUAUACUGUUUUUGAGAUGAUUUUAUAUUUGAGAGUACAUGUUAUAUUUUGAAUGAUAGUGGAGAGCUCAUCAUACGUUUUAAUCAAUGUAUUUCCAAAUAACGUGACCUCAGUACUCGCCUACUGAAGUUGCCUCAGUGAGGGCCUGUACAGUAUAUCGGACAGCUGUAGCAAUAACGCAGCGAGGUGUAGAUUUGUCACUUCAUGGCUGUUGUUGCUUCAAACAGAACAGCUGUCGGCCUCAUGCAGAAAGGGAAAAAAACAACCAACCAAAGUGUAUGUGGAGAGUGUACUGUAGAGUAAAAAAAAAAACCCUCUUCAUCUGCCUUCCCAGUCUCAGAGGGUUCUAAUGUAACCCCCCUUUCCUCAUUUCUCUCAUUUCAGCUCAACCAACUCUUAAUUCACUACGGUGUGAUUUUAAUCUUUUAAUUUUUAUGCUUUUAUUUACUGUUCUGAUUUCUACCUUCUCACGGGUGCCAUUAUUCUUACGUUGGUGUUUUCAUACUGUUUGUAUGCGUGAUGAGCUUGAUUUGUGUGCGUGUGCGGCACACAUUUCCAUCUCAUUUGAUGCUGCUCAGUUUUGAGGCAGAACUAAUGAAGCUGGGGAGUUGUCUUGCCUUGUCUAAACUGAACCCCGCUUCUCUUUGGACUGUGCCUCGCGGCUCUGUCGUGAGAUGGUGGUGAUGUUAAUAAUCUGUAUGAUGAUGAAAGUUAUGAGACAAAUCACAACAGCGGCCUGGUACAGGAGGUCAAAGGUGAUUGACCUGCCUUGACUACUCUUACUCCCCAAAUACGCGCAGGUGUAUUCAGGUGUAACUGCGGAUUCAACUGAGGUUUUGCUUCUGUUUUUUUUUUUAAAUUGUGUAUUUUCUCCCUUAAUUUAUACUUGUAUAACAUUGUCUUUAAACAACAAAGACACAAUAAUGAAAAAAGAAGAUAAUAAAGUUGUUAUUGUUGACAGUGGA
Messenger RNA from Morone saxatilis (striped sea-bass), 7200 nucleotides. RefSeq lists its product as uncharacterized. Gene Ontology annotation, molecular function: cholesterol binding. The record is from RefSeq and is a predicted model, not a curated record. The transcript has 15 exons. Gene Ontology annotation, cellular component: membrane; cytosol; intracellular membrane-bounded organelle. Bases 311 to 2602 code for a protein of 763 amino acids. Lineage: Eukaryota; Metazoa; Chordata; Actinopteri; Moronidae.